Messenger RNA from Ostrea edulis (European flat oyster), 3408 nucleotides. Its product is annotated as DDB1- and CUL4-associated factor 5-like. Gene Ontology annotation, cellular component: cytoplasm; Cul4-RING E3 ubiquitin ligase complex. NCBI's taxonomy places the organism in Eukaryota, Metazoa, Mollusca, Bivalvia, Ostreida, Ostreidae. The transcript is spliced from 9 exons. Gene Ontology annotation, biological process: negative regulation of fatty acid biosynthetic process. Gene Ontology annotation, molecular function: protein binding. Bases 82 to 2262 code for a protein of 726 amino acids. The record is from RefSeq and is a predicted model, not a curated record.
AAGGGAGGUAACUCUAAUUCCAUCGGAAAUGACAGAUUGCUACAAGUUCUUGUACCUGCUUCGAAGUUUUAGUACCCGAAUAUGCCUCGAAGACACCAGUCAAGAAAUAUUCUCAGUGUUUUAACUGAUAGAAACGUUUCUGAAGGCAUAAACAGUAGAAAAAUAUUAUGGGACAGAAUAUUGGGCUCUAGAAAUCUUUUCUUCAAAGACCUGAAAGAGCACUUCGGAUGUGUAAAUGCCAUUGAAUUUUCCAACCAAGGCGGGGAACUUAUCGCAUCAGGUGGAGAUGAUCGAAGAGUUUUGAUAUGGAAUGUUGAAAAAGCAUUAUCAGAUAUCCCUAAGCCUUGGUCCCUGAAAGGCGAGCACACAAGCAACAUCUUUUGUCUAGCCUUUGAUACAGAUAAUUCAAAAGUGUUCUCAGGGGGAAAUGAUGAGCAAGUUAUCGUUCAUGAUUUGCAAACUGGGGAGACUUUGGAUGUGUUUUUUCAUGAGGAUGCUGUAUAUGGUAUCUCUGUAAACCCAGAAAAUGGUCAUGUGUUUGCCACUGCUUGUGAUGAUGGCAGAAUUUUGGUUUAUGACAUCAGAGAACCCCCUGCAACAGCCGAUGCUUUUUGUCUGGCUAGCUACACUUCUUCCAUGCAUGCUGUAAUGUACAAUCCAGCUGAACCUCGCCUCCUAGCGACAGCUAAUGCUAAAGAAGGACUGGGACUCUGGGAUGUUAGAAAACCCAAAAGUUGUUUGCUGAGAUAUGGAUGUGGUAGUGUUCAACAGAGUGCAAACAGUGUUAGGAUAAACCGAACUGGUGACCAGAUUUUAGCUCUGCGCCGGAGACUCCCACCCAUUCUGUACAAUAUCCACAGCAGCAAGCCUGUGUGUGAGUUCGACCAUGCAGGUUACUUCAAUUCCUGUACCAUGAAAAGCUGCUGUUUUGCUGGUGACAAAGAUCAAUAUGUAUUGUCAGGAUCUGAUGACUUCCGCUUAUACAUGUGGAAAAUUCCAAAGGAUUUAUCAUCAAGGCGCUAUGUAAAUGAUGCUCACAUGGUUCUGAAUGGUCAUAGAUCAAUAGUGAAUCAAGUUCGCUUUAACCCUGACAAUCACAUUAUCAUUUCUUCUGGAGUAGAAAAAAUGAUCAAGGUGUGGAGUCCUUUUCAACUUCCAAACACUUCCCCAGAGAUGAUCAAUGCUAAUGGUAAAGAACGUCCAGUUUACAGCCAUGAAGAAUAUAUCAAUCUUAUUCUGAACAGUGGACAAUUCAUGUCGCAUGACUAUUCUAACCAAUCAGUGGAGGAGGAUCCACGCAUGAUUGCAUUCUUUGAUUCUUUGGUUCAGAGAGAGCUUGAGGGAAAUAGUUCUGACCCAGAUAUGUCAAGUGGAGAAGAGGAGAUGUAUGAGAGAAUAAUACAGUUGUCUCGAUCGGACAUUUCUGACUCCUCUGAGGACGAAGUUGAAGUAGUCGGGUCAUCAUCAGAGAGGCAUGACCAAGAAAGCGACACAGAUAGUAUUGAUGAUCCAGCUUUCAGUCCUUUUACUUUGGCUUUUGCAAGUGUCAUGGCUGCCCAAGCCACGGAUGGUAACCCAUCAGCCAGCAGACUUCUGAAUGCUUUAUCAGGAGAAAAUGGCCACCAGACAAAUAGUGAAAAUCAGAAUUCAUGGAGAAGCAUUUCGGAUUUAAUUGCUCAAAAGAGAAACGAAAUGAAAAAACGAAUUCAACAUGGUGUAUCUUCAAAACGAAAGAGAAAUCAGACUGACUUUUCAGAUUCAACUGAUGAUGAACAGCAUGCAAGUGAAGGCUUGUCUGGUCACCCUGAAAAUAUCCUGGCUGCUCACAGACAGAGGCGCCAGCUACAUUUAAAAAGACUCAGACAGCUCCGUAACAAUGCCUUGCAGAUGGAAGAAGAGAAUUGUGAAGAAAAUGAUAUGUCUUCUGCUUCAGUGAAUUGUCAGUCAGAACCAUCAACGUCAAAAGGUAACACAGGUUUAGGUCCAUUUUUGUCAGAAAACAAUAAAAGCAAUUCGGUUCAUAACUCUUGUGUCGAUAGUAAUCGAGAAGCAGAAAAACUGUGCGGUGAAAACUCUCUCCACCACCAACCAAAAGUCAGUGUUGGUGAUAACCACGGUGAUAACCAGCAACCAUGCUGCAGCCAUGACAAUGAGGAAAACAGUGAGGAAGAAGGAAGGCGACAAAAAUGGACAGGUUUCAAAAACAGAACAAAAAAGAAUAAGCGUGUUUAUCGAAAUCACAGUGAUAGAGACGAUAUUUAAAGUUAGAACAUUUAAAAAUCGUAUGAUGAUGUGUAUCGAGAACAGAAAUGAAAACAAUCUGAAAUUAAAUGAGCAAAAACAACUUUGUGAAUGAGUUGAUACUGCAGUUUUGCGAUCUUGCUAUGAGAGACUUCAUCAGUAAGGAUAAUUUUUAAGAAUGUACAAUUUGUUCAUCACUACGUAUAUUAAGAAAUUCAUGAAAACCUUAUUUUCAGAUUGAGAGAAGCUCACUAAUUUACUUGAUUCCCUCAAAUUAUGAUUUACAGUACAUGUAUUUGAUACAUACUAAAUGAUAAUACUGUAUUUAUGGGGAGGAUAAUGCUGAGGUUGGACUCCGUUUCAUAGUGUAACAUCCAUUGUUUUAUUCAUAGUUUUUAAGAUUACAGUUCUGUUAUGAAAUUGCUGUUUGUAAAAGUGAUAUCAUAAAAUCUUGUGAAAUAAUGGCUAGAAGAAAUGGAAAUUAACAACUUUCUGGAAUAACAAUUUAUUCCCUAUUACCAUGUACAUAUGGAUUCCAUUUCAUGAAGUUUAUUUGUGGAUGAAAAUUUUGUAAGUUUCAACUUCUACAAUUUGAAAAUUAUGAUUUCAAUUUUUCUAAAGUUCUCUCUAUAAUCUUUCUUCAAAUCUGUUAUCAAAAUUGCCUAACAGAGAGGAGAUAUAUCAAUAGGAAAGUUUCCAGUUAAAAGAUCUUUUGUUUCAAUGGUGGUACAUUUUGUGGUACUUUGAACAUCAGAGUGGAACAUAGUACACCUGAGUCAACGAUGAAGACAAGGAAAAAUGAAAAUUAACUUGAUCGCAAUAAAUAUGGGAUUAAAAAGAAUAGAUGAAUUCAAUGCCAUAUUUACAAGUACAUGUGAUAUUUAGUGAAAGUACGAAAGAGCAAUUUAAAAAAAAUAACAUGAUAUGGUUGAAUUUUUUAUUUACUCCCUUAAUUCUAGUUAUUACAGUUUUUUGGUGUUAAGUUUGUGUUUUUGAUAUAAAUGUAUAAGAUUGUGCUUGCAAUUUUCAGUUAGUAGUGUAAUUGCUGAUCACAUUUACUUUCUGAAUACAUAUAUUGUUCUGUUUUAUCAGUUUAAUUUGAUAAUAUAACAGAACUUUGUUUCAUGUAAUCAAUAGAUAUGACCAAAUAAAACAUGACGUAAGGAA